AUGGGAUACAGGCAUCUUGAUACAGCAAAAAUAUACGGUUCUGAGCCAGCCGUUGGAAAUGCUUUAAGAAUGGCAAUUGAGGAUGAAAGCAUCCGAAGGGAAGAUGUUUUCGUGACAUCUAAACUAUGGAGCGCUGAUCACCAUGAUCCUGUUUCAGCACUCAAACAGACUCUACGGAACCUGGGGAUGGAGUAUGUAGACAUGUACUUGGUGCACUGGCCAGUGAAACUAAAGCCUUGGGUUUGCUAUGCUGUGCCCAAGGAAGAAGACUUUGAGCAGUUAGACCUGGAGUCCACCUGGGCAGGGAUGGAGAAAUGCUUAGACAUCGGCUUUUGCAGGUGCAUUGGUGUUAGCAAUUUCUCAAGCAAGAAGGUUGAACGGUUGUUAGAAUUUGCGUCCGUCCCUCCUGCUGUUAAUCAGGUGGAAAUGCAUCCAAUGUGGAGGCAAAGAAAGCUUCGAGAAAUCUGCGCCGACCACAAGAUCCAUGUGAGUGCUUAUUCACCUCUGGGAGGGCCUGGGAAUGCAUGGGGAUCCACGGCUGUUGUUGAAAAUCCACUCAUCAAAUCCAUUGCUCUCAAACAUCAAGCAACUCCAGCUCAGGUUGCCCUAAAUUGGGGAUUAUCAAAGGGAGCAAGCGUGAUCGUGAAGAGUUUCAAUCCGGAUAGAUUGAAGGAGAACGUGGCAUCCUUCUCCCUCAAAUUGGAUGAUGAAGAUCUGCUUGAGAUUGACAAGUUGGAGGAGAGGAAGAUGAUGAGAGGAGAGUUUCUGGUUAAUGAUACAACAAGCCCAUACAAGACUCUUGAAGACCUAUGGGACUACGAAAUUUGAUACUUUUGCAAUUUAUAAAAAAUGUCAAAGAUUGUGAUAUUAUCCUUUCCCCUCUCUGUUUUAUCCUUUAAUUUCCAUGUAUAUCCUGCUUACCCGA
Molecule: messenger RNA, 925 nt
Organism: Theobroma umbraticum
Lineage: Eukaryota; Viridiplantae; Streptophyta; Magnoliopsida; Malvales; Malvaceae
Product: NAD(P)-linked oxidoreductase superfamily protein
Molecular function (GO): oxidoreductase activity
Source: RefSeq, a predicted model, not a curated record